Molecule: messenger RNA, 2440 nt
Organism: Branchiostoma floridae (Florida lancelet)
Lineage: Eukaryota; Metazoa; Chordata; Leptocardii; Amphioxiformes; Branchiostomatidae
Product: annexin A6-like
Exons: 21
Coding region: 105-2000 (631 amino acids)
Cellular component (GO): cytoplasm
Molecular function (GO): calcium ion binding; calcium-dependent phospholipid binding
Source: RefSeq, a predicted model, not a curated record
CGUAGCUGGUUGGUCAUCCUAUUGGCAUAUCCCCGGCUGUCACCAGGUCAGCUGUGGGUCUAUUCGAGGAAAGGAAGUUUUAAUCCCCUGGGACCAUCGACAGCAUGGCAGACGUUCAGGGUACCAUUUUUCCUGCUGAAGACUUUGAUGCUGAAGUCGAUGCGGAGACGCUAUAUGAAGCCAUGAAAGGAUGGGGCACAGAUGAAGACCCCAUUAUUGAUGUGCUGGCGAACAGGAGUAACGAACAGAGACUGGAGAUCCGGGAAAAGUUCAAGCAGAUGUAUGGGGAGCGUCUAAUAGAUCGAUUGAAGAGCGAGCUAAAAGGCGACUUCGAGGAGGUAGUGGUAGCACUACUAACGCCACCUGCCGAGUACCUGGCGCGUUGCAUCAAGGGUGCCAUGAAGGGGAUGGGGACAGAUGAGCAGGCUCUCAUCGAAAUCAUGUGCACCAAAGAUAACCAGGAAAUGGAGGAGCUAAAAUCGACCUAUGCAGAGGUGUUUGAUGGCGACAGCCUUGAGGAUGACAUCGAAGGCGAAACCAGCGGGCAUUUCAAACGGCUGUUGGUCUCUCUGUGCAACGCUGGCCGAGAGGAAGGAGACGAAAAUGACGUAGACGAAGGUUUAGCCGAGGAGGAUGCCACUGAGAUAUAUGACGCGGGGGAAGGCCAGCGUGGGACGGAUGAGUCCAAGUUCAACUCUGUCCUGGCCCUGAGAAGCUUCCCUCACCUUCGUGUUAUGUUCGACAAGUAUCUCGAGCUUUCAGGGAACUCCAUAGACAACAUGAUAGACGAAGAGUGCGAUGGAGCAAUCAAAGACGGAUAUAUGGCUAUUGUUUACUGUGUGCGAAACAUUCCCGGGUUCUUCGCCAAGCGGAUAAACGACGCGUGCAAAGGGAUCGGCACGGACGACUCCACUCUGAUCCGCUGUGUGGUCUCCAGAUCAGAGAUCGAUCUUCAGCAGGUUAAGGAGGUAUUUGAGACGCGGUACGGCCGGCCGCUGUCUGAGGCCAUCAAGGAUGAGUGUGGCGGAGACUACAAGAACAUGCUACUCGCCAUCGUGAAGGACGCUUCCGUCAACCCCUUUCCGGACUUCGACGCUGAGGAGGAUGCCAAGAUUUUGCGUAAGGCGAUGAAAGGCUUCGGCACGGACGAGGACGCCAUCAUAGAGAUCCUGUGUCAUCGCUCGAACGACCAGAGGCAGGAGAUAGACACCAUGUUCAAACAGGCGUAUGGCAAGGACCUGAUAGACGAGCUGAAGAGCGAGCUCGGUGGGAACUUUGAGAAAGCGAUCCUAGCGAUGAUGCAGAAACCUGCAGUGUAUGACGCCACCUGCCUGAGGAAGGCCAUGAAGGGCGCGGGGACGGACGAGGCCACUCUCAUUGAGAUCAUGUGUACCAGGAAAAAUGAUGAGUUGACGGCAAUAAAGGAGGCGUACAACGCAGAGUUUGACCGUGACCUUGAGGAGGACUUGAAGAGCGAGACAAGCGGACACUUCGAGCGGCUGUUGGUGUCUAUGUGUCAGGCUAACCGUGAUGAGUCAUACGAAGUUGAUGAGGAGGAAGCUGAAAGUGACGCACAGGAGCUCUUUGACGCCGGGGAGGGAAAGUUCGGCACCGACGAGUCCACCUUCAACAUGAUCCUGGCGCUGAGGAACUUCAACCAGCUCAGGGCCAUAUUCAGGGCGUAUGAGAGGAUUGCCGGCACAGACAUCCUGGACAGCAUCAAGGGCGAGUGUACCGGGAGCCUGGAGGAUGGAUACCUCACCAUCGCCAAGGGUGCCAUGGAUACGCCCGCGCUGUUCGCAGAGCGCCUGUACAAAUCCAUGAAAGGCUUGGGGACAGACGAUAAAACACUCAUCCGGAUAGUAGUAACAAGAAGUGAGAUUGACAUGGAAUACAUCAAGGCGAAGUACGAGGAGAUGUACGAGAAGCCCCUGGCAGACGCCAUCGCUGACGACUGUGGAGGCGAUUACAAGAAGUGCCUCAUCUCCCUGCUCGGCUAAGCCACAGUCAAACACACGCUACAAAUCGUGGCGGACUGCAGUUCUCGCUAUUACGUUGCUGUUAUUAAUUUCAAUGCAGUAUAACAUCAAAGUGUACCGCCUUUCACAUUGGGUGAAAUGCCAAUAUUGGUUGCGUUUAACCUGAUUGCGGGCAAAAGAACGAGUUGUACUAAUAAUCGUAUUUAAUCAAGGUUUUCUGGCUUACACCACUGACUAGUGAAAAGCUCUCCUUGUUAUCUGGGCUAUUUUGUAAAGAGAUAGGAGCUAUUCACCAAUGAAUUAUAAAUGAAGUAUGAUUACAUUCGUUCAAUUUACAGCAUGUAUUCCAAUCAAGAGGCAAUGUAUUUGAAAGAUCACUCGAUAACAAUAUACAAUGGUACGCUGUGGUUGACUUCUCAAUUGUACAGUACUUUGGCCUAAGAUUAAAAUAAACAAGUUAA